AUGAAACGCCACAGGCAUCUAAGCACCAGUGACAGUUCAGACAAUGAGAGUCCUUCCACUUCCUUUUCUUCUUGUUCUAAAUACAGGAGCAAGUCAAAAACACCAGCAAAUGAACAGAAGAAACCUGCUGAGGUGUUCCGCAAGGAUCUCAUUAGUGCCAUGAAACUACCAGAUUCUCACCAUGUCAACCCUGAUGAAUAUUAUAUCUUUGCGGACACAUGGAAACAAGAAUGGGAGAAAGGGGUUCAAGUUCCAGCCAGUCCAGAAACUAUUCCACAGCCUUCUCUCAGGGUUGUAGCAGAAAAGGUGAAAGAAGUACUGUAUACACGACCCAGGAAAUACAUCCAUUGUUCCAGCCAAGAGCCCACAGAACCAGGUUACAUCAACAUUUUGGAACUGGCAGAAUCUGUGUGUCGCUAUGACUUGGAUGACAUGGACAUCUUUUGGCUUCAGGAGCUAAAUGAAGAGCUUACAGAAAUGGGAUGUGGGCCCCUGGAUGAAAACACAAUGGAAAAGACAAUUGAAGUGCUGGAACGACACUGUCAUGAGAACAUGAAUCACGCUAUUGAGACUGAAGAAGGACUGGGUAUUGAAUAUGAUGAAGACGUCAUCUGUGAUGUGUGCCGGUCCCCUGACAGUGAAGAUGGGAAUGACAUGGUGUUUUGUGACAAGUGUAAUAUCUGUGUCCAUCAGGCAUGCUAUGGUAUCUUGAAAGUACCUGAAGGGAGUUGGCUGUGUCGCACCUGCGUACUGGGAAUACAUCCUCAGUGCCUCCUGUGUCCCAAAAGAGGAGGUGCCAUGAAAGCUACCAGGACAGGGACCAAGUGGGCACAUGUGAGCUGUGCUCUCUGGAUUCCAGAGGUUAGUAUUGCUUGCCCAGAAAGGAUGGAGCCAAUCACAAAGGUGUCUCACAUUCCACCAAGUCGAUGGGCUCUAGUGUGUAGUUUAUGCAAACUGAAAACUGGUGCUUGCAUUCAGUGCUCUGUGAAAAGCUGUAUCACUGCCUUUCAUGUCACCUGUGCCUUUGAGCAUAGCUUAGAGAUGAAGACUAUCCUGGAUGAUGGGGAUGAAGUCAAGUUCAAGUCGUAUUGUCUAAAGCACAGCAAGAACAAACAGAAUUCGCUGCCUGAUGUUGAUGAGCACCCCAAGAGCGUGUCAGACCAGAAGCAAACAGAGAGCGAGAAAACCAGUUUGCGAGCCCAGAAACUCCGAGAGCUGGAAGAAGAGUUUUACUCACUAGUUAAAGUGGAGGAUGUUGCAGCAGAACUGGGCCUUCCUAAACUUGCUGUAGACUUCAUCUACAAUUACUGGAAAUUAAAGCGAAAAAGUAACUUUAACAAACCAUUGUUUCCUCCCAAGGAGGAUGAAGAAAAUGGCUUGGUGCAGCCAAAAGAAGAUAGCAUUCAUACUCGCAUGAGGAUGUUCAUGCAUUUGAGGCAGGACCUAGAGAGGGUAAGAAAUCUCUGCUACAUGGUAAGCAGGAGAGAGAAACUGAAGUUGUCUCACAGCAAAGUACAUGAACAGGUCUUCAAUUUGCAAGUCCAGCUCAUUAAUCAGGAAAUUGCUGCAGGCCAUACCCUGACAAGUGCACUAGAGAACACACUGUUCUACCCACCUCCCAGAAUCACCCUGAAGUUAAAAAUGCCCAAAUCAGCACUAGGAGAUUGCAAAAAUAACUCGCUGAAGCCUGGCAACAGACCGCUUUCUCCUGACAACAGCACUGUUUACAGCAAACGGAGCGUGCCGAUGUCAAAGGAAUCGUUUGAAAUUAAAGCAAAAUCUUACUCCAGGUAUCAGCAUGACAGCAGAAGUAACGGGUUGCUGGCAGGGAUUGGCAAGCCUCGGAGCGAGGCGAAGGAUUCUGGUCCCACGCAGAUGCCGGAGUUUCACCGGGGCCAGCCGUCUGGGAAGCCCUUAGCACUUCAGGCUGCUUUGCACGGACAGUCUUCCAUUGGGAACGGGCGGGUGCAGCAGGAGAACUCAAGGCUGGCGGCCAAGUCCAACGGUCUGAUGGGCAGGGCGGGAGAUGUGAGCCAGAGAGACAGCUCCAGCCAGACACCCUACGAACAAGAGUCCAUGCUCACGGCUCACUUGGCCAGCCAGAGCGGUUUCAGAAAAUCCACCAUAGAACAUUUUAGCCGGUCCUUUAAAGAGGCUACCAACAGUCUGGUGAGGACCACGGAAGAUCUCCGGUGCUGUGAAAAGCCAACAAGAAGACUUGCAACAAAAGAUCGCUUGUGGAGCAAGCAGACUCUUGAAGGUGCUCCGUACCAGGACAAUGACGGGUACUGUCCUGACUUAGAGCUGAGUGACUCUGAAGCAGAAAGCGAUGAAAACAAAGAGCAAGUGAGGUUAAGACGAAGUAGCUCAGAGACAGAAAGCCCAAGUAAGGACUUUGGAAGAGAUUGUCACAAUAGAAACAAAAAGAAUAUGAUUUCUCACAGUUCGGUACAAAGGUGA
Nipponia nippon (crested ibis) is the source of this 2460-nucleotide messenger RNA. NCBI's taxonomy places the organism in Eukaryota, Metazoa, Chordata, Aves, Pelecaniformes, Threskiornithidae. The record is from RefSeq and is a predicted model, not a curated record.